Striga hermonthica is the source of this 969-nucleotide messenger RNA. Lineage: Eukaryota; Viridiplantae; Streptophyta; Magnoliopsida; Lamiales; Orobanchaceae. The record is from the annotation of a GenBank genome assembly.
AUGAGCAUCAGUUUAGAGAUGGCCGCGCUUGGAAACCCUAGUUCCAGCUUGACCAGAGGCGCUCCUGCUUCUAUGGCGCUGUGUCGCGCGUCGCCGGCCCAGCUAGGGUUUGGAGCUCGGUGCAGAGGUAAAAUCCGCUGCAGCUUGUCGGUGUCGGCGCUUCCGGCGGUCUUCGGCGUUGACCUGCGGCGAAGAAGUUUGCGAAAACGAUCUGUUCCCUCGUUUGCAGCCUCUCACGAGGAAUCGGCACCAAAUAUUGAUAUAGAGAAGGAAAAAGCGGAUCAGAAAGUGGGAGAUCAAGAAUCACAAGAAGCGUGGAAGGACGCGCUUGCAUCCUUUAAACAAGAAGCCUUGAAAAUGCUGAGCAUAUCGAAGGACGCAUAUGAGUUGUAUUCUGAAAAGGCUUUGAUCAUUUUGAAAGAAACAUCUGAAAGUUUGAAAAUUCAAGCAGAAAAGGCCGGGCAGGAAUUGGCUGCGGAGGCAAAAGUAAAAGCUGAAGAGAGUAAAGAAUACUUGGCCACAGCUCCUGAACCAGUCAAGGAUGUUGUUGAUACCCUUGCUUCCUUACCAGAUGAGUCCAAGAAUGUGGGUAAUAUGCGGGAGUUUUAUGUUGGGAUACCUUAUGGUAUUCUUCUUUCUGUUGGGGGCUUUAUUUGGUUUAUGAUUACGGGAAGCAUUCCUGCAAUCAGAUUUGGUGUCAUACUUGGUGGUACUCUCUUGGCCUUGAGUUUAUCAAGUUUGAGAUUGUGGAAAAAGGGUGAAAUUUCGCCCAUAAUGCUGGCAGGACAGACAGCUAUUGUGACCAUCUUGCUUCUUAGAGAACUGCGCUUGUUUUGCUCAAGGCCAUCGUGCAUUGGCAACAUUGUUUCAGUUUUUGUCAGUCUCGGAGUGUUUCUAUUCUACAGCUACAAGUUGUAUAAAGAUGGAGGAUGGAGGGCAUCGUUUCCAAAUAUCUUCCCGGAAGAUUAA